Messenger RNA from Anastrepha obliqua, 4498 nucleotides. RefSeq lists its product as uncharacterized. Gene Ontology annotation, molecular function: ATP binding; transforming growth factor beta receptor activity. The transcript has 6 exons. The coding region runs from base 346 to 3315 and encodes 989 amino acids. Gene Ontology annotation, biological process: cellular response to growth factor stimulus; BMP signaling pathway; protein phosphorylation. NCBI's taxonomy places the organism in Eukaryota, Metazoa, Arthropoda, Insecta, Diptera, Tephritidae. The record is from RefSeq and is a predicted model, not a curated record. Gene Ontology annotation, cellular component: signaling receptor complex; plasma membrane.
CGUUAACGAACGCAGGCGAGCAAGUUUUAAAAAUCACUGGUGCCGGGUAAUUGUUGUGCCCAACUGAAAAACCAAAAGCCAAACCACAAUGCACAUACAAAUGUAUGAAUAUGUGUCCCAAAAGCAAAAAAACAAUUAAACCAGUGAAAACAGUGAAAUAAUAGCACAAAAUAAUCAGAAGAUUUCGCAUAAAUAAAUGUAAAUAAUUAAGACACAGUCGAAAGCAACAAAUUUGUAUGCAAAACGCGAGGCAAACGCAAAUAAACAGUAAAAGAGCACAAAAACUAUCAGCGAUGAUUUAUUAAUACAACUCAAUCGGACCCAACAACAUAGUGAACUUAUAAGAUGAACACUCUAAGAUUGGUCUGCUGUUUGGUACUGUUUGCCUGGGUUCAAGCAAGUACCCCUGAGCAUUCGUUCGCCUGCAUGAGUUUCAUGGAAGACGAAAAGUUUAUUCAGGAUGAUGAUGACUUUGAGGAGUAUUCAUCGAACGGUGUGCAGAUGCAAUACAGUGCGGAAAGUCUGAAUCCGCAGGAUGUCGAACCAGCACCGACCGAACAGGCAGUGUCACAUCGUCGCAUUUGCCAAACCGACUAUACAUUUUGUUUCGCGCUCUGGCGUCAAACCCAGAAUGGCACGCGAAUCGAAAAGCAAGGUUGUUGGAAGGAGAGCACUGAGCGCAACGCCACUUGCAGCCAGACGGAGUGCACUAGUUCGGCGCCCACAUCGCGCAACAAUUCCCUAUAUUAUUGCUGCUGCUCGGGUGAUUCUUGCAACAAGAAUGUCUCCGUGGUUGAGCCGGCGCCUCUACAGCUUUCGAAGCCCAUUUAUACUAUAGGCAAAAAUAUGCCAAACAAAAUUGCCGAUGCUGGCUUGGGCGUUAUUGUAAUGGCGAUUUUUGUAUUGAUUUUGUGCUUGUCGGUGAGCGGAUUUGCCGCCUAUUGUUAUGUGCAUAAAAUAAAGGACAAGUCAAUGCCUGAAGAAGCUCCACUGGCACCUUCUGGUCCCGGUUACAGUUCAAACCUUCGAAAUGUGGACAAUAUCAACUUAAUUUGCAUGCUCGGCAACGGCAAAUACGGUACUGUAAUGAAGGGUUUAUUGCAUGAUCAGGAGGUGGCUGUAAAAAUAUUUCCCGAAAGCCAUUACCCAUACUACAUAAACGAACGCAACAUCUAUUCGCUACCGAUGAUGGACAGCCCCUCGCUUCUGACUUAUUUUGGUUAUGAUGAGCGUCAUACGAUGGAUGGUAAAAUCGAGUACCAACUGGUACUGUCUCUUGCGCCUCUCGGAUGCUUACAAGAUUGGUUGAUUGCCAAUACCCUGGGAUUCGAAACAUUUUGCGGCAUGGCUAAAUCGAUCACACGUGGUUUGUCUCAUUUGCAUACGGAAAUAAGCCGAGGCGACGCAUACAAGCCAUGCGUUGCCCAUCGCGACUUCAAUUCGCGCAAUGUGCUAGUCAAGGCUGAUCAAACAUGCUGCAUUGGCGACUUUGGUUUCGCUUUGAAAGUGUUCGGCUCAAAGUAUGAAUACCGUGGCGAAGUGGCUGUGGCAGAAACGAAAAGCAUUAAUGAAGUGGGCACACUGCGUUACAUGGCUCCCGAGCUUUUGGAAGGUGCUGUAAAUUUGCGCGAUUGUGAAACUUCGCUUAAGCAAAUGGAUGUGUAUGCCUUAGGGUUGGUAUUGUGGGAAGUGGCUACACGAUGUUCGGACUUUUAUCCGCCUGCGCAAGUGACGCCAUCCUACAAGGCGCCUUAUGAACAGGAAGUUGGAACACACCCCACCUUCGAUCAGAUGCAGGCGUUGGUGGUGCGGCACAAGGCAAGACCACUCUUUCCCGCAGGUUGGGGCGGUGGCCCUGCGGCCAAGUUAAUAAAGGAUACAUGUGAAGAUUGCUGGGAUCACGACGCCGAAGCACGUCUGACAUCCCUCUGUGCUGAAGAACGUAUGCAAGAAGCAGCUGGUUUACGGCCUCGCUACUCACAUGCACAGUCGCCUAGUCCUUUAUUGAGCGCAAAUAAUUUAUUAGUUUCUGAUCAAGCAGAUUCAGGUGUGCGAAUAUCUAUGGAAACGUGCCAUUCGGAAACCGCAAUGAUGCUGCAACCACCACCAAAUCAAAAAAUAUUACCGCGAGCCCGAAGCGUGGGCAGCGAGUUGAGCAUCGCACCACACACAGAGAAAAAUCAUCUGAUGCAUACGCAACAGCAACUACAGCCAUAUCAGGGGCGUAAUCCAUGUCUGGAGCGCAAUCUGGCACCGGUUUCAACUCGGCCGCCCCAAAUCUUGGUUGAGAAAAGCAAAAAGCACAGCUUUCAGACCGGGCAAGAGAAUAGUUUUUCUUGUUUAGAAGAUGACGUCUCGGUCGAAGAUUUAAUUUCGGGUGGCAAUUCGAAAAAAAUGAGCAAUUUUAUGACGGAUAAUGCAUCGAGUAUGGGAGAAGGUUUCCCCAAGCAACACAAUACCGAUCGGAAACUGAGAGGAUGGCAUGGUGUCCGGGCGCUAAUUCAGAAGAAACUUUUCCGUAAAAGCGACGCUGCCACUGACGUUUUCCAGCAGCAGUUCGGAUUCGGAGACGAAAGGUCUAACUUAGUAGACAAUCGGUAUGCGGCAGUUAUUAAAGGACUCGAUAACAAUGGCACUGAACGACUAGCAAAGGCAGCAACAGUUAGUUUUAUUGAUGACCGGCAAAGCAACAAUAAUGGCGUGGCCACAACAAAAACCACAAUGCUCACUGAUAUAUACCCGCAAACGAGACGACCCAAUAAUCUUGAUUUGAGCCCCUUAAAUGGAUCAGCCGUUGUACUAGGAGAGUCUAGCGCUCCGCCAUAUGCUGCACCUUACAACAAAUCAAACCUAAUUCAAAGCAUAGCGGAGGAAAGUAACGACAACGGAGCUAAAGUGCAUCUCCAGCAACUGGAUACACGCACCAGCACCCCCUGCCAUGUAGUGCCACGUUCGCUCUCUACCAGCCUGAUAAAACAUGUAAAUCAUAAUAACAAUAUUUUGAGUAAAGCAGAACUGAGAGCAUCGCAUCCUUCACGGGACCAAAAGGAAGCCACACCCGCUCCUGUCUCUAACUCUACCGGUCAUCUCACAGCGCCGAACACUGACGAUAUCUUAUUUAGGCGGCAGCGGAGCCUUGAAAUAUUCCGAGAGGUGUUCAGUGGGCGAGGCAGUACAGAGAAAUUACGAGAUCCAAGUCAGCGUGUAAAAACACCGGGGGACGUGCCGCCCUCAGUACGGAAGGUGCGAGCCUCAAAGACGCUUAGCCUAUAUGACGACCGGAUGAUGGACUCAUCAACGCUGAAUAUACUCUAGCAUGAGGAGGUUCUGCUACUGGAAUUGUAAGCAGUUGAGUCCACGCGGCCAUACAGCUUAAAGUGACAGUAGACAGAACACGGGAAAAUAGAUGAGGUCAAAAGUAACGGAGAAUAAAAAUACUCGCGCGUUUCCCGAAAUCAAUCGACAGGGUGAGCUUUUAAACGCAACGGCGUUAAACCUGCUACACAUAAGUUGGUCCUCGAACCGUACAUAUAAGACCCACGUGUGUAAAACAACCAAAGUCCUUAUAGUGUAAUUUUUGAAUGUGUUUUUGUACGAAGUUAAUGUAUCUAUAAAAAGUCGUCUGUAAGCUAGUCGUAAAUGUGUAUAGCGUAGUUAACGUAUAAGCUGAGCUGUGGCUGGUGGUUGCAGCAAACCGCAAGGAUCAAAAACAGGAGCAGUAGAGAAGUGUCAGCCAGUGCUUGCAAUUGCAGGCAAAAUAGCGUAGAAAAGAUAUUUAUUUUUUAUUCCACUUAUUAGUAGGACAUGAAUACAAUUGUACAUCUCUAGGGAAUUUUCACAACAAUUACGAUAGUAUAUAAAUGCAUAUAUAUGUGUAAGUGAUGACGAGAUAUAUACAGCUAAUGCUUUAAUUUUGUAAUUCGUUUUCUUUUUUGCUUUACUCGGCUGUAUUCUAUUAUUUUCAGUUGAAAUUAAUUUUAUUAUUUGGUCAGUUAGGCGCAUUUUUACCUACGAAAUAAGACAUACAUAAAUGUAUUGUAUAUAUUGAUAUUCACAAGCACGUGUGCAAAUUUCAUUGAAUUAAACUUAGACUGUUGAUGUGAUGAUUUUAAAGCUGAAAGAAUUUGAAAAAUGCCUUGUAUUUCACUCAAAAUUCGUAGAGAUUUGCGAAUUGAAAAUAGAGAUUUAUGCACCGCAUUUCAAACAGUUAUAAGAAAAUUGUGGUGAUGAUAUGCUGGCAUACCGUAGUAAUGACCAAAAUGUAUUGAAAAUUAUUCAAAACAGGUUAGGGUGUCACGCGUACUCCUUUAGAAAUUACGUAGAACAAGAAAAUCAUGAAUUUGUGUACCAAAAGUGAGCAACUGUACACACCAUUAGUAGAGUUUUAUAUGAAUUCUGCCGAUCAGUAUGUAUGUACUUGUAUUUAACUAAAUUCCAUAUAUUAAAAAUGUACUACAACAAGAAAUAGGCUUAACGCAAAUAAAUGCAUCGAAAAUUG